AUGGAUACCACCCCUGGUUUUGUUAACCGUCUCAAUAACCAGUCGUCUUUUAGCCUUGAUUCACCCGAACCAGUUUGGUUUAGUACAGAGCAGUCCAUACCCAUGGAUACACCCCCUGUUUCUGAGCAGUCUUCAAGCAAGGAGAGGAGGAAAUGGUCUAUCAAAGAGGAUAGAAUCCUCAUAAGCGCUUGGCUUAACACGAGUAAAGACUCUGUGGUCGGUAAUGAGCAGAAGGCGACUCAUUUCUGGAGGAGGAUUGUAGAGUACUACAACUCAAGCCCUCAGCUGGUCGGGACAAUACCGAGAGAGCUUGCGGCCUUGAGGGAGCAGAGAAGUGGGCAAAAUGAUGAUGACGUGAUGAAAGCUGCCCUCGAUAUCUUCUUCAAUGACUACUCCAUCAAGUUCACACUCGAGCAUGCGUGGAGGGAGCUGAGGCAUGACAAGAAAUGGUGCUCCGCCUUUCUCUCUAAGGACAAGCGUAAACAACCGGUAGAGGUUGAUGGAGAAGACGCGGUGGCAGCAGGAGAGGCUAGACCUAUAGGUGUCAAGGCUGCUAAAGCUUCUAUCAAGCGGAAGAAAAGUGGAAGAGAAGAGGAGUUGGAGAAGAUUCAAUGCAUUAUGGAAAUGAAAGAGAAGAUAUCUAAACGCAAAGUGCUUGAGCGUUUAAUUGCCAAAACUGAUCCACUAUCUGAGAUGAAAACAUCUUUAAAAAUGAAACUAAUGUCUGAAACGCUGUGA
Molecule: messenger RNA, 738 nt
Organism: Brassica napus (rape)
Lineage: Eukaryota; Viridiplantae; Streptophyta; Magnoliopsida; Brassicales; Brassicaceae
Product: glutathione S-transferase T3-like
Exons: 2
Coding region: 1-738 (245 amino acids)
Source: RefSeq, a predicted model, not a curated record